CCCCGCCCCCGCUCCCGCUGCAGUCGGUAUUGUCCCACGGUUCCCGUCGUCCCUCGGUUCCCCUCGGUAGUUUCCGGCAACGAUCGAGAGUUUCUAACGUGCCCCUGUUGUCUCUCGGCUGCCGUCCUCCCAACCGCCGCCCCCCUUUUCGGUUCCCUCUUCCCUUCCCCCGUCAGGCGCCCCGGCUGGCGCCUCUGGCGCCACGGGCUGGGCAAGAUGGCGGCCUUCGGGAUCUUGAGCUACGAACACCGGCCCCUGAAGCGGCCGCGUCUGGGGCCUCCCGAUGUGUACCCUCAAGAUCCCAAACAGAAGGAGGAUGAACUGACGGCCUUGAAUGUAAAACAAGGUUUCAAUAACCAGCCUGCUGUCUCUGGGGAUGAACAUGGCAGUGCCAAGAACGUCAACUUCAAUCCUGCCAAGAUCAGUUCCAACUUCAGCAGCAUCAUUGCGGAGAAGUUACGUUGUAACACCCUUCCUGACACUGGUCGAAGGAAGCCCCAAGUGAACCAAAAGGACAACUUCUGGCUGGUGACUGCGCGAUCUCAGAGUGCCAUUAACACCUGGUUCACUGACCUGGCUGGCACUAAGCCACUCACACAGCUAGCCAAAAAGGUCCCCAUUUUCAGUAAAAAGGAAGAAGUGUUUGGGUACUUAGCCAAAUACACAGUGCCUGUGAUGCGGGCUGCCUGGCUCAUUAAGAUGACCUGUGCCUACUAUGCAGCAAUCAGUGAGACCAAGGUUAAGAAGAGACAUGUCAUUGACCCCUUCAUGGAGUGGACUCAGAUCAUCACCAAGUACUUAUGGGAACAGCUGCAGAAGAUGGCUGAAUACUACCGGCCAGGGCCCACAGGCAGUGGGGGCUGUGGAUCCACUAUAGGGCCCUUGCCCCACGAUGUAGAGGUGGCAAUCCGGCAGUGGGACUACAACGAGAAGCUGGCCAUGUUCAUGUUUCAGGAUGGAAUGCUGGACAGACAUGAGUUCCUGACUUGGGUACUUGAGUGUUUUGAGAAAAUCCGCCCAGGAGAAGAUGAGUUGCUUAAACUUCUGCUGCCCCUACUGCUUCGAUACUCGGGGGAAUUUGUUCAGUCUGCAUACCUCUCCCGCCGCCUUGCCUACUUCUGUACCCGGAGACUGGCCUUGCAACUGGACGGUGUGAGCAGUCAUUCCUCCCACGUUAUGUCUGCUCAGUCGACAAGCACACUGCCCACCACCCCUGCUCCUCAGCCCCCAACUAGCAGCACACCCUCUACACCCUUUAGUGACCUGUUGAUGUGCCCUCAGCACCGGCCCCUGGUUUUUGGCCUCAGCUGUAUCCUUCAGACCAUUCUCCUGUGUUGUCCUAGUGCCCUGGUCUGGCACUACUCGCUGACUGAUAGCCGCAUUAAGACUGGCUCACCACUUGACCACCUGCCUAUUGCCCCCUCCAACCUGCCCAUGCCAGAGGGCAACAGUGCCUUUACUCAGCAGGUCCGUGCAAAGUUGCGUGAGAUUGAGCAGCAGAUCAAGGAGCGAGGACAGGCAGUUGAGGUUCGCUGGUCUUUUGAUAAGUGCCAGGAAGCUACUGCAGGCUUCACCAUUGGACGGGUGCUCUAUACUUUGGAAGUGUUGGACAGCCAUAGUUUUGAGCGUUCUGACUUCAGCAACUCUCUUGACUCCCUUUGCAACCGAAUCUUUGGAUUGGGACCUAGCAAGGAUGGGCAUGAGAUCUCUUCUGAUGAUGAUGCCGUAGUAUCAUUACUGUGUGAGUGGGCUGUCAGCUGCAAGCGUUCUGGUCGGCAUCGUGCUAUGGUGGUCGCCAAGCUGCUGGAGAAGAGACAGGCCGAGAUUGAGGCUGAGCGUUGUGGAGAAUCAGAAGCCGCAGAUGAGAAGGGUUCCAUUGCCUCUGGCUCCCUUUCGGCUCCUAGUGCUCCCAUUUUCCAGGAUGUCCUCCUGCAGUUUCUGGAUACCCAGGCUCCCAUGCUGACAGACCCCCGAAGUGAGAGUGAGCGAGUGGAAUUCUUUAACUUGGUACUGCUUUUCUGUGAACUGAUUCGACAUGAUGUUUUCUCCCACAACAUGUAUACCUGCACCCUCAUCUCCCGAGGGGACCUUGCCUUUGGAGCCCCUGGUCCCCGGCCACCCUCUCCCUUUGACGACCCCACUGAUGACUCCGAGCGCAAGGAGGCUGAGGGCAGCAGUAGUAGCAAGCUGGAGGACCCAGGGCUCUCGGAAUCUAUGGACAUUGACCCUAGUUCCAGUGUGCUCUUCGAGGAUAUGGAGAAGCCUGAUUUCUCAUUGUUCUCCCCUACUAUGCCCUGUGAGGGGAAGGGCAGUCCAUCCCCUGAGAAACCAGAUGUUGAGAAGGAGGUGAAGCCCCCACCCAAGGAGAAGAUAGAAGGGACCCUCGGGGUUCUUUAUGACCAGCCGCGGCACGUGCAGUAUGCCACACACUUUCCCAUCCCCCAGGAGGAGUCAUGCAGCCAUGAGUGCAACCAGCGGUUGGUCGUACUGUUUGGGGUGGGAAAGCAGCGAGAUGAUGCCCGCCAUGCCAUCAAGAAAAUUACCAAGGAUAUCCUGAAGGUUCUGAACCGCAAGGGGACAGCAGAAACUGACCAGCUUGCUCCUAUUGUGCCUCUGAAUCCUGGAGACCUGACAUUCUUAGGUGGGGAGGACGGGCAGAAGCGGAGGCGCAGCCGGCCUGAAGCCUUCCCCACUGCUGAAGAUAUUUUUGCUAAGUUCCAGCACCUCUCACAUUAUGACCAACACCAGGUCACGGCUCAGGUCUCCCGGAAUGUUCUGGAGCAGAUCACAAGCUUUGCCCUUGGCAUGUCAUACCACUUGCCUCUAGUGCAGCAUGUGCAGUUCAUCUUCGACCUCAUGGAAUAUUCACUCAGCAUCAGUGGCCUCAUCGACUUUGCCAUUCAGCUGCUGAAUGAACUGAGUGUAGUCGAGGCCGAGCUGCUGCUCAAAUCCUCGGAUCUGGUGGGCAGCUACACUACCAGCCUGUGCCUGUGCAUCGUGGCUGUCCUGCGGCAUUAUCAUGCCUGCCUUAUCCUCAACCAGGACCAGAUGGCACAAGUCUUUGAAGGGCUGUGUGGCGUAGUGAAGCAUGGGAUGAACCGGUCAGACGGGUCCUCUGCAGAACGCUGUAUCCUUGCUUAUCUCUAUGAUCUGUACACCUCCUGUAGCCAUUUAAAGAGCAAAUUUGGGGAACUCUUUAGCGACUUCUGCUCCAAGGUGAAGAACACCAUCUACUGCAACGUGGAGCCAUCAGAAUCCAACAUGCGCUGGGCGCCUGAGUUCAUGAUCGACACUCUGGAGAACCCUGCAGCUCACACCUUCACAUACACAGGGCUAGGCAAGAGUCUUAGUGAGAACCCUGCUAACCGCUACAGCUUUGUCUGCAAUGCCCUUAUGCACGUCUGUGUGGGGCACCAUGAUCCCGAUAGGGUGAAUGACAUCGCAAUCCUGUGUGCAGAGCUGACCGGCUACUGCAAGUCACUGAGUGCCGAAUGGCUAGGAGUUCUUAAGGCCCUGUGCUGCUCCUCUAAUAAUGGCACUUGUGGUUUCAACGACCUUCUCUGCAAUGUAGAUGUCAGUGACCUGUCUUUUCAUGACUCCCUGGCUACCUUUGUCGCCAUCCUCAUUGCUCGGCAGUGUUUGCUCCUAGAGGAUCUGAUUCGCUGCGCCGCCAUCCCUUCGCUCCUUAAUGCUGCUUGCAGUGAACAGGACUCUGAGCCAGGGGCCCGGCUUACCUGCCGCAUCCUCCUCCACCUUUUCAAGACACCUCAACUCAAUCCUUGCCAGUCAGAUGGGAACAAGCCUACUGUAGGAAUCCGGUCCUCCUGUGACCGCCACCUGCUGGCUGCCUCCCAGAACCGCAUAGUGGAUGGAGCUGUGUUUGCUGUUCUCAAGGCUGUGUUUGUACUUGGGGAUGCGGAACUGAAGGGCUCAGGCUUCACUGUGACAGGAGGAACAGAAGAACUUCCAGAGGAGGAGGGAGGAGGGGGCAGUGGCGGUCGGAGGCAGAGUGGCCGCAACAUCUCUGUGGAGACAGCCAGUCUGGAUGUCUAUGCCAAGUACGUGCUACGCAGCAUCUGCCAACAGGAAUGGGUAGGAGAACGUUGCCUUAAAUCACUGUGUGAGGACAGCAAUGACCUACAAGACCCAGUGCUGAGUAGUGCCCAGGCUCAGCGCCUCAUGCAGCUCAUCUGCUACCCGCAUCGAUUGCUGGACAAUGAGGAUGGGGAAAACCCCCAGCGGCAACGCAUUAAGCGUAUUCUCCAGAACUUGGACCAGUGGACCAUGCGCCAGUCUUCCUUGGAACUGCAGCUCAUGAUCAAGCAGACCCCUAACAAUGAGAUGAACUCCCUCUUAGAGAACAUCGCCAAGGCCACAAUCGAGGUUUUCCAACAGUCCGCAGAGACAGGGUCGUCUUCUGGAAACACUGCGAGCAACAUGCCCAGCAGCAGCAAGACCAAGCCUGUGCUCAGCUCCCUCGAGCGCUCUGGUGUAUGGCUGGUGGCCCCCCUCAUUGCCAAACUGCCCACCUCAGUCCAGGGCCAUGUGUUAAAGGCUGCUGGGGAGGAAUUGGAGAAGGGCCAGCACCUGGGUUCCUCUUCCCGCAAAGAACGUGAUCGCCAAAAGCAGAAGAGCAUGUCCCUGUUGAGUCAGCAACCCUUCUUAUCCCUGGUGCUAACAUGUCUGAAAGGACAAGAUGAGCAGCGUGAGGGACUCCUCACCUCCCUCUACAGCCAGGUGCACCAGAUUGUGAAUAAUUGGCGAGAUGACCAGUACUUAGACGACUGCAAACCAAAGCAGCUAAUGCAUGAGGCGCUCAAGCUGCGGCUUAACCUGGUAGGGGGCAUGUUUGACACGGUGCAGCGCAGCACCCAGCAGACCACGGAGUGGGCUGUGCUGCUCCUGGAGAUCAUCAUCAGCGGCACUGUGGACAUGCAGUCCAACAACGAACUCUUCACCACUGUGUUGGAUAUGCUGAGCGUGCUCAUCAACGGGACCCUGGCUGCAGACAUGUCUAGCAUCUCUCAAGGCAGCAUGGAGGAAAACAAACGUGCCUACAUGAACCUGGUGAAGAAGCUGCGAAAAGAGUUGGGGGAGCGCCAGUCAGACAGUCUGGAAAAAGUUCGCCAGCUGCUGCCACUGCCCAAGCAGACCCGAGAUGUCAUCACAUGUGAGCCACAGGGCUCCCUUAUUGACACCAAGGGCAACAAGAUUGCUGGCUUUGAUUCUAUCUUCAAGAAGGAGGGUCUACAGGUUUCCACCAAACAAAAGAUCUCUCCCUGGGAUCUUUUUGAAGGCUUGAAGCCAUCAGCGCCACUCUCUUGGGGCUGGUUUGGAACAGUCCGAGUCGAUCGGCGAGUGGCCCGAGGAGAGGAACAGCAGCGGUUGCUGCUCUACCACACGCACCUGAGGCCCCGGCCCCGUGCCUAUUACCUGGAGCCACUGCCACUGCCACCAGAAGAUGAGGACCCCCCUGCCCCCACCCUGCUGGAACCUGAGAAGAAGGCUCCAGAGCCCCCCAAAAAUGACAAACCAGGGGCUGCUCCACCUAGUACCGAGGAACGCAAGAAGAAGUCCACCAAGGGCAAGAAACGCAGCCAGCCAGCUACCAAGACAGAGGACUAUGGAAUGGGCCCAGGGAGGAGCGGCCCAUAUGGUGUGACAGUGCCUCCAGACCUCCUACACCACACAAACCCUGGAUCUAUAUCCCACCUAAGCUACAGGCAGGGCUCCAUAGGCCUAUACACCCAGAACCAGCCGCUCCCGGCAGGUGGCCCUCGUGUGGACCCGUACCGCCCUGUGCGAUUACCAAUGCAGAAGCUGUCAACCCGACCACCUUACCCGGGAGUGAUGCCCACGGCCAUGACUGGAGUCAUGGGAUUAGAACCCUCCUCCUACAAGACGUCUGUCUACCGACAGCAGCAGCCCACAGUGCCCCAAGGACAGCGCCUUCGCCAACAGCUCCAGCAGAGUCAGGGAAUGUUGGGACAGUCAUCUGUCCAUCAGAUGACUCCCAGCUCUUCCUACGGUUUGCAGACCUCCCAGGGGUAUACUCCCUAUGUUUCUCAUGUGGGAUUACAGCAACACACAGGCCCCGCAGGUACCAUGGUGCCCCCCAGCUACUCCAGCCAACCUUAUCAGAGCACCCACCCUUCUACCAAUCCUACUCUUGUAGAUCCUACUCGCCACCUGCAACAGCGGCCCAGUGGCUAUGUGCACCAGCAGGCCCCGACCUAUGGACAUGGGCUGACCUCCACUCAAAGGUUUUCACACCAGACCCUGCAGCAAACACCCAUGAUAGGUACCAUGACACCGCUGGGAGCUCAGGGUGUCCAGGCCGGUGUCCGAUCAGCUUCCAUCCUGCCUGAGCCGCAGCAGCAACAGCAGCAGCAGCAGCAGCAACAGCAACAGCAGCAGCAGCAACAGCAACAGCAGUACCACAUCCGGCAGCAGCAGCAGCAGCAGAUCCUGCGGCAGCAACAGCAGCAACAGCAGCAACAGCAGCAGCAACAGCAACAGCAGCAACAGCAGCAACAGCAGCAACAGCAGGCGCACCAGCAGCAGCAGCAGCAGCAGGCGGCCCCUCCCCAACCCCAGCCCCAGUCACAGCCCCAGUUCCAGCGCCAGGGGCUUCAGCAGACGCAGCAACAGCAACAGACAGCAGCUUUGGUCAGGCAACUCCAACAACAGCUCUCCAAUACCCAGCCACAGCCCAAUACCAACAUAUUUGGACGUUACUGAGCCACUUGGAAGAACGGCUUGUGCACUGGAUGUGGCCCCACCCUUUCCUCUCAGUUUUCAAUCCCCUUCUUGGGCUAGUACCAGUAGUGGUUGGGGCUCUUCCCUCAGGCUCCAUUUUUAAUAAGUUUUUAGUAUUUUUGUUAAUGUGAGGCAUUGAGCUGUUGGGUUUUGUAUAUUAUUUAUAUAGACACCCCAGAGCUGUUGCACCCAAUACACAGAGCUUCUUUGCAAAGGGAGUGUGUGAGUUCUGCAUGUCCGGUAAGGGUGGGCUCUUGGGAGAGUGUUGGGGGCUGGACCAAGCAGUCAGAGCCUCUGUUCCUUUCAGUUCAAAUCAAGUCCCCUGUUUACCUUCUAUCCCCUAAGUUCCUUGAUUCUAAUUGGAUUGCUACUGUCUCCUCCCUUCUCUAGCCUGGCAACAUAUUAUGUGGGUUUGGGCCCUUAGGUUUUUCCUUUUUCUUUUUUUUUAAUGUUUAUUUAUUUUUGAGAGAGAGAGCAAGCAGGGGAGGGGCAGAAAGAAGGGGAGACAGAGGCUCUGAAGCAGGACUGAACCACCCAGGUGGCCCUUAGUUUCUUAAGAAGGGCAAUUUACCUUCUGAGAGGUGUUGUGGGUUCUCUAUAGCUUCUCUCCAUGAGGGAUAUACCACUGGGAUGGGGGAGUGGCUAUUACAAGAAGAAGAACCCGAUUCUUCUUCCAUUCUUCUUCCAUCCUACAUGCUGGGUUUUGAACAAGCUUCAGGGUGGAGGGUGUGAUAGAUACUGCCUACCUUGUUGCCACCUUGUGCACUCCCUGUUGUGUACCAAGCAGUAUCCUAGACAGAGUGCUUUUCUGAGAAUCAUAUUUCUGAGAUGAAGGCUUGCCCUCUGUUGGCAGGUGUCACUGUGGAAUUGGUGGUGGAAGGCCGGUGUGGUUCUAGGAGGAAGAGAGACCCAGUAAAAGGGAGGACCCUUUCCUCUCUCUGCUCUGUUGCUGGGACUGCUUGUUUUUACAUGACCCACCUUGGCAGUUACCCAGGGUGACUAUUGCUUACUCCCAUUUUACUGUAGAGAAAACCUAAAACUUGCUCCAGAGUCACAUUUGGAACUGUGGCAGGGUCAUUCUCAACCCCUCUGCCUUCAGGUUUGGGGCCUUAGAUCUAAGGCUAUUCAGGAGAGCCAAAUGGUUUACUACAAAGGAGUCUUCUGAUGUGCCCAGCUGGGGCUGGAAGAGGACCAGCCUCGGCCUCGUGGGUGGGUGGAACCAGAUGAUUUGACAACUUCAGGGUAACAUCCAAGCCGUAGUUGCACUGGGUCACUGGGAAGUGUCAAGUGUGCUGGUAAAACCAGGAGCACCAAUCAAUACCCAAGCUCUAAAAAAUAAAAAUAAAUAAAAUAAAA
This is a messenger RNA of Suricata suricatta (meerkat), 8115 nucleotides long. RefSeq names its product mediator complex subunit 12 (gene MED12). Gene Ontology annotation, molecular function: transcription coactivator activity; beta-catenin binding. Gene Ontology annotation, biological process: regulation of transcription by RNA polymerase II. The record is from RefSeq and is a predicted model, not a curated record. Gene Ontology annotation, cellular component: mediator complex. The transcript has 45 exons. Lineage: Eukaryota; Metazoa; Chordata; Mammalia; Carnivora; Herpestidae. Bases 217 to 6741 code for a protein of 2174 amino acids.